Molecule: messenger RNA, 2331 nt
Organism: Alosa sapidissima (American shad)
Lineage: Eukaryota; Metazoa; Chordata; Actinopteri; Clupeiformes; Clupeidae
Gene: tmtops2a
Product: teleost multiple tissue opsin 2a
Exons: 4
Coding region: 759-1922 (387 amino acids)
Biological process (GO): G protein-coupled receptor signaling pathway; visual perception
Cellular component (GO): photoreceptor outer segment; membrane
Molecular function (GO): G protein-coupled receptor activity
Source: RefSeq, a predicted model, not a curated record
CGCAUUUGAGCUUGCUGAAAAUAAACAACUGUUGGUGGAUUUCCCAAGCGACCGACCAGAUUGUCUUGCAAACUAUGUUCUGCGCCUUUAUAUACGUCGGAGUUGCUUAUAUUGUGCGCUUUAUGAAGUGAUAUUGUCAUCAGAAAAUAUAGUAAUACGUUUCUUCAUCUCUGUUUAUUUUUGUAUUUGACGAGAGACAUUUUCUACUUGGUCUAUGCAGCACCGGUGAGCUCAAACUUGAGAACUUUGUGGUAGGCCUACAGUAGGUUAUUUUGUAUAAUUUACAUUAGCCUAUAGCAAGUGGUAAAAGUGAAACGUGGACGUGGUGUUGAUAUCUGUGCUCAGAACCGAAGCAACAGCUGUUCCACUGUUGUUUAAACACUUUCUGUGUAUGUAUGAAUUUGAGAAUAGAAAUAUUUAAUUAUUAAAUGGGAUGAGAGAAAACGACCUAUGGAUCCAUACGCGUGCGUUUUUUGUAGCUCGACGGCUUUCGCGUAAAGACUACUGGCACUCGCGUUCUAUCAGUAUCAUCGCCUUUUUGUAGAACGACGGACUGGUGUUAAAUAACUUAAUGUGUCCAGAUAAAGUUAUGUCUUCAGCAAUCACAGUGGGAGAUUAAAUGUUUCUUUUUCUGAGUUCAAUAAUAUUGUUGGUAAACAAGACUGUAUAAAUGCCACCGCUCUUGCCGCUAUGAAUGGAAUACACUCAUCAUCUUCAAAACAAAUAAACUAUAAUGCAACAUGAAACAAUAGGCAACUAUGUUUUCCGAAGUGGCCAACUUAAAUUACAGCUCUAACGGAACCGGUGAAGACUCUCUUAAUUAUUUGGAUCAGGACUGGAAUGACACUCCGGGCACACUGUCACGAACUGGACUAAAUGUUGUCGCUGUGUGUUUGGGAUCUAUUAUGGUGUUUGGCUGCCUCAACAACCUAGUGGUACUAGUCCUCUUCUGCAAGUUCAAGACGCUUCGUACACCAGUGAAUAUGCUACUCCUGAACAUCAGCGUGAGUGACAUGCUUGUGUGCAUGUUUGGGACGACACUCAGCUUCGCGUCUAGCAUCAAAGGACGGUGGCUGGCAGGCAGACAUGGAUGCAUGUGGUACGGCUUCAUUAACUCCUGUUUCGGCAUUGUGUCGCUCAUCUCACUGGCCAUCCUCUCUUAUGACCGCUACAGCACACUGACCGUCUAUAACAAGCGGGCCCCAGACUACCGCAAGCCUAUUCUGGCAGUGGGGGGCUCCUGGCUCUACUCCCUGCUCUGGACAGUGCCCCCCCUGCUGGGCUGGAGUAGUUAUGGCCUGGAAGGUGCUGGGACCAGCUGCUCUGUGACGUGGAGGGCAAACACAGUGGGCUCCCACUCCUAUAUCAUCUGCUUGUUCAUCUUCUGCCUGGGCGUCCCUGUGCUUGUCAUGGUGUACUGUUAUGGGAGGUUGGUCUAUGCUGUUAAACAGGUGGGCCGGAUCCGAAAGACAGCUGCGCGACGGAGAGAGUAUCAUAUCCUGUUUAUGGUGAUCACCACGGUCGUAUGCUACCUGGUCUGCUGGAUGCCCUACGGCGUUGUGGCAAUGAUGGCCACGUUCGGCCCACCGGGACUCAUCACACCCAUUGCCAGUGUGGUGCCCUCGCUCCUGGCGAAGACCAGCACGGUCAUCAACCCCUUAAUAUACAUCCUCAUGAAUAAGCAGUUCUACAGGUGUUUCCUGAUCCUCUUCCACUGUAAGCACCAGGCCCUGGAGAACGGCCAGUCCUCCAUGCCCUCUAAGACCACGGUGAUCCAGCUCAACCGGCGUGCCUACAGCAAGACUCUGGUCAACGCCAACGCCACAGGUGCCCCGUCCACGGCCAACCAUCAUGAGUGCAGCUCCCCGGAGUCGGACAAGACCAACCCCGCUGAGGAAACCACCCAGCCCCCCUCCCCAUAACCGCCGCCCAACUGGCUGGGUGUGUGUAUGUGUAUGUAUGUGUUUGUGCAUGACGGUGAGAAUGUGUGUAUAUGAGUGUGAGUACAAAUAUGUGUGUGUGUGUGUGUGUGUCUGUGUGUGUGUGCUUCUUGUAGGUUCCUAACCCCCUUGUGGAAAAGUGAAGUCGCAAUGUUUCAUCAAACAUGUCUCAGACCAAAUCUCUCAACCUCCUGAGUGUAAGUACAGACUGUAGUCUUGAGUUACUGAACAGUGCAUCUGGUGAUAAACCUGUGAGACAUGUGAUUCAUGUCUUAUUAUGAUCUGUGGAUUCUCUUUUAUUAUCUUUCAUUUCUAUACAUUGGCCUCAGCGUUCCAUGUAGGGCUGGGCGAUAAGCCUGAAAACUGUAUCACUAUAUAAGUAUUUCAUAUC